UUAGUCCUGUGAUGAUGUGUUUGCACGCAGACGUUAAGCUGAUUCACGGUUAUUGUAGAAUAUAAUUAAUGAUAAGUAGAUAAGCGACAGAUAAGAGGAAUGCGAGGAACCGUCUGUCGACUCGGUGGACUUUGGAUUCCCUCGUACGCUCUUAUAUGCAUUCGUAUCGUACCUUUACGCUCGUUGCUAUGAACAGAAGAGGCAGUACAUGUACAAAACUAUAUACGUACGUACAUACGUACAACGGAAAGAUAUAUACGCCUACGUCGACUCCGAUUGGCUGUAUCUUGUAUCUGAAGCUAGAACCCAAUAAGUGAAACUAAAACCAUCCGAGCUAUAUAUGAACUAUAUACAUGCACGCGUGUGUAUCAGACGAGUUCAGAGACACUGCUUCCAACCGAGAAUUCAUGUCAGUUUACUUUGAGAAUCGAAUAGCGCCUGACCUUGUCGACAAACUACAAACAAUUAUUAGUAGAAAAAGAAGAAGAAGAAGAUCAGGUGAACGUAACAAGCUCGAUCGUAUUUGAAAAUGGGAACCGGGACCGAGGUGAUUCGAUUACCAGAAAUCAAAGUGUUCCAUCGGGUGUACUCGGAGGUACCGAUGAUCGAGACGGCGAUAUCGCGUUCGUUCACCACAUAUUCCCGUAUCAAAGACCGGCACCAACUUUUAAACUGGGCGCUGACAACCGCAGAAACGUCGCUGACCAGCGCUGGGGUAAUGGCAGUAGUGCCCAUUGCCAAGAAACUGGAGAAUCCUAUACAAUUCAUCGACCACACGCUGUGCCUCGGGUUGGACAAGAUAGAGGAAAAAGUUCCGAUGGUCAGAGAGAAACCCGAACAGAUUUUGGAGAACGCCUGCGCCAUAGCUAAGAGAACGAUGCAACCUGCGGUCUCGACUAUCUCUCUGGCCAACGAGUUAAUAAUAUCGAAUGCAUUGAGCCUCGGAGCUAAGAGUUGGAGCAAGGCUAAUCAACUUUUAGAGACGCAGUACGGCAAUGCGGCUAUUCGAGGAUUCGACAGCACGGCCGACGUCGUGGAUAAGAUAAUCGACAAGUAUUUCCCUGCGACGGGAGACGAAGAGUCUAUAGUGAUAAACACGGAAGACAAACUUCUCCACACUCUUCAAACGUUGGGUCGUUUAUCCAAUAAAGCAGCUCGCCGGGUUUAUUCUCACGUCACAAUUCACUUGGAGACCAUAAAGCCGGAUAAUUUGAAGUCUUACGUCAAUUACGUCGUGCAGUUUCUCCAAUUAACUAGCCGUCACACGGACGUUAAGGCGAACGAUACCGAAUAAUUAAUAAAACGAUCGCUCGCGUUUCUUUCUAUCGUUCCAAUGAAUUAUUAAUAAAUUACAAGCUGGACACGACAUUACGUUACACUUUCUUACAUAAUGUGAAAUCGAUACUUUAUAAUUAAUUAUGGAAUCGAUAUUUUCUAUACGAUAUUUGUACGUUAUCCAUUUUAUAUAACUCGCAUAGUACUAAUAAAUAUUCCACUUUCUCGUACACUUUUAUGCCCGUUUACAGUAGAAUAGACAAUUGCCAGACAAUAUUACAGAUUACAGUACGUGCAACCGUAAACCGUUUGUAAAAAUCGGUGAAUUAUGGUCAAUAAAUUUGUGAAAAACUGUUUUAAUUUA
Molecule: messenger RNA, 1639 nt
Organism: Ceratina calcarata
Lineage: Eukaryota; Metazoa; Arthropoda; Insecta; Hymenoptera; Apidae
Product: lipid storage droplets surface-binding protein 2-like
Exons: 4
Coding region: 530-1294 (254 amino acids)
Biological process (GO): lipid storage; positive regulation of triglyceride storage
Cellular component (GO): cytosol; lipid droplet
Source: RefSeq, a predicted model, not a curated record